Messenger RNA from Peniophora sp. CBMAI 1063, 3297 nucleotides. NCBI's taxonomy places the organism in Eukaryota, Fungi, Basidiomycota, Agaricomycetes, Russulales, Peniophoraceae. The record is from the annotation of a GenBank genome assembly.
AUGUCUGGCAUAUUCGGCCCGGCCCCUCCAAGAGGUCCUCUCGAUCUACCCUACAACGCCAACGCCGAAGACUCUGAUUCGCCGUGUGGCGAUACCUCGUUACACCUUGCAGUCAAGUCUGGCAACGUAGAUCUAGUACAGUCUCUCUCGGCAAAGGGACGUGAUAUAGAAGCUCUCGACGCGAAUGGUUCAACUGCUCUAUUCGUUGCUUCUGAGAUCGGGAACGUAGAAAUCGUGCAAUGUCUUCUAAACAACGGGGCCGACAUCAACAAGAUCUGUGGAAGCCCUUUGGGCGCGCCACCCGGACCCUCUACCAUCAUGAGGGUUGCUGCGAACAAUGGCCACACCGAAGUCGUACGCCUACUACUGGAGCGCGGCGCAGAUGUCAACAAGCAUGCCGAUGGUUAUAGUCCUCCACUUGACCUUGCUAUCUACGAGGGUCACGUCGAAAUUGUUUGCUUGCUGCUUGAAGCGGGCGCAGAUUUGGUUGUGCGCGCCGAGGAUCAAUAUACUGCCCUGCAUGUCGCCGUUUCGUGCUACGAUGAUACCCACACACUUGAGAUCAUGCAGUUGCUCUUUCAAUUCGGUGCUGAUGCAAAUGCAAUCGACACCGAAGGACGAUCUGUACUGGAUCUGGCCGUACGAGGGUCCGAGAUCGAUGCUGUACGGCUCCUACUCGACCAUGAAGCUACUCGCCAUGUGUCCGAUGCUCUCCAUCUUGCGGCGUCUCGUGCCGAUGUUGCCAUCAUGCGACUACUACUUGAGAGAGGCGCGGAUGUCACCUCUGUGGAUAUCUUUGGAUGGACAGUGUUACACAACGCGGCUAGAGCCGGCAACGGUCACGAACACCGGGAAGGUUUUCAGCUCUUACUUGACAAGGGCGCAGACCCAAAUCGCCUGACCGAAGAUGGCCUCACUGUGCUCCAUGUGGCGAUCUCGAAUCAGCAAAUAGAGGUCGUGAAGCUCCUACUUGCAUAUGGUGUAGAACUUGCUGGUCUGAUCCGGGGGGCAGAGACCAUCUUGCAUCACGCCGUGCGAGAGCACUACACUGAAGUCGUGCGCUUGCUACUCGAGAAAGGCGCAGACCGGCAUGCGCCCGAAAAAGAUGGUGUAUCAUCACUACAGCUAGCGAGGAUGAUUGGCAGAAAAGAUGUGAUGCGCGCUUUUGGUCUACGACCGCCGGGUUUGGCGAUGCGUGGGGUAGACGAUGGGCCGACCUUUGACGUUGCAGAUGAAGCUCGCAAAGCCAGGAAGGCACUUGAUGCGCUCGUUGACGGCUCCAUACGCGAGGCUAUCCGUUUCUCUCGCAAGUUCGAUGCCAGUGGCGCGCUCGAAGAUCUCGACCAAGCGCUCAAAGCGUACGAAACGGCGAACUCCCAUGACCCGACAGGCGCAUACUGCCUGGAGAACAUGGCGUUCACUUACUCCAAACGUUACCGUGUCACACAGGACCCGGAGGAUCUUGAUAUGGCUAUCCAACUAAUGGAUACCGUCAUCCACAUCAUCUCAAUCAAGAGCGAACACAUCCCAAUGCCACCACUUCAUCCAUGCGCAUCUCUACGUCUGGAGAGAUACGAGCGUUUCUCUCAUUCACCUGCGGACUUGCACCACGCUAUGCAGCUUUAUCGCGCGCGGAUGCAUUAUCCGGAACUUGGCCCGCCUCUCAGUCGUUUCCAAGCUGCACGCGCAUAUGCGGAUCUGUGCUUAUUGUACAAAGAUGCUAUGGCAGCAAUGCGACCACUACGGAUCGCCGUUGACCUUGUGGAGUCCAUCGUGCGGCCAACGGGCGAUCUUGCCCGACGACACCUGUCCCUUCUUCCCGUACGCAGCACCAUAGCCUUUGCGGUGUCCGUUGCUCUUGAGGCAGAAGAGGUCUCGCGCGCUCUGGAAUGGUUCGAGCGUGGCCGUUGUAUCAUCUGGACCCACAUCUUGCGAGUGCAGACCUCUACGGGAGAGCUUCAAACCGUCGAUGCCGCACUUGCAGACCAGAAUAGACGUCUUGUGAAGCAACUGCAUGCAGCAGAAGAGGAUAUGGAGAGACCGGCAUGGCAUCCGGGUACUCUUCAGAGCUAUAUGCGUCAUGGAAUCCUAGUGAAAAACUUUGAUGCCCUCACGGUCGAAGCGAGGAAGUUACCGGGCCUCGAGGGCUUUCUGUCGCCGAAGGCGCCCUCGGAGCUCAUGAUGGCAGCGACGCUUGGACCUGUGAUCAUACUGAACGUCUCUGAUCAUCGCUGCGAUGCGAUCAUUCUACGACGAAACCAAGUGCCAGAACAUGUCUCUCUACCUGCUCUCACCUCUGGAAACCUAGGCAGCAUCGCUGCAAGCUAUCAACACUGUCUACACGAAGCACAAAGAGGAGCUCGUGGCGUCGUAAUGUCUCGCUCUGGCGCUUCCCACUCGAUGGAACGAAUACUACUCGCUCUUUGGAACCACAUCGUGGAGCCAGUAUUUCAACAUCUAGGCCUCACCAAGGAAACCUCAACGCCAGAAGACAAGCUUCCUCGCAUCACCUGGUGCUUAUCCGGACCUCUUACUUCGCUCCCUCUUCAUGCCACGGGAAACUAUACAGUUUCUCGGACACGCCAGCACAGAGCGUAUGACUAUGCGGUGCACUCUUACGCACCCUCACUCUCAGCUCUGAUUGAAGCGCUGAGCCGACGAGGUCAAGUUGUCCACGAAUCGGGAUCGCGACAUCCAAACAUCCUUGCCAUUUCUCAACCAGAAACUCCCAAGCAGAGUCCCUUGCCCGGCACGGUAGGCGAAGUGGCUGCUAUCAAGAACGUCGUGGGCGCAGAAACGAUGACCUGGUUGAACGGUCCCGACGCGACGAAGUCUGCAGUACUGGAUUGUCUCGAUAGGAACGCGUGGGCUCACUUCGCCUGUCAUGCUGUACAAGACCCAGAGCGGCCGACACAAAGCGCGUUCAUGCUACAGGACGGUGGUCUCACUCUACACGAACUCAUGCGACGCACUUCAACCACUGGACGAAAAGAGCUUGCAGUUCUUUCUGCGUGCCAGACAGCAACCGGGGACGCGAAGGUGCCCGAAGAGGCUGUACACCUCGCAGCAGGGAUGCUCAUGACCGGCUUUCGCAGCGUAAUCGCUACGAUGUGGUCGAUCGGUGACGACGAUGCGCCCAUUGUCAUGGAGGCAUUUUAUGAUUACCUUGUUCAUAAGGCGAACGGAGAUGGUGCGCUGUCAGCACAUGCAUUGCACUACGCGACGAAGAUUCUGAGGGAGAAAGUUGGUGAGAGGAAGUUCAUGCACUGGGUCCCAUUCAUCCACCUUGGUGUAUAG